CGUUCGUGUGACGUCACUGGCCGGCGCCGGGUUUCAGUUUCGGUUCUCAACUGUCAGUUAGCGGAGGCUCCAGACUUGUGGCCUCCAGAACGUUAGCCGGCACCGUGCUCCCCUGCUUGGUGCUGCCCGGGCCCUGGCUCCGCGGCCCCGCUACCAACAGCAUGUCCCGGGACGGUGGUGAGGACGGGUGGACGUCCGAGUAUGACUCUACCUGGGAGGACGAGGAGGAGAACGGAAGAGGGGAGGAAGAAGGUCGGGAGCGGAGGACUCAGCGCCGGCCUACGUAUUCUCGACGGUGGCGGAACAGAGCGGCCAGAGACCUGCAGUGCUAUAGGCAUGGCUACAGGGGGGAAAACGCCAGCGAUCAGUCUUGCACGGAAGAAAACUCUAAAACAAUGCCCAACCUGGACUUCUACCAGAACAAGGAGCGCUUUGAGCCAAAUGGAUUGUGCAUUGAUGAUCUGCUCAGCGACUGGAAGGAGGAUUACCCCACACUAGAGCGGAACCAUUCUUACAUUCAGUGGCUGUUUCCAUUGCGAGAAUACGGGAUGAACUCAUAUGCCAAGCCCCUGACACUGAAUGAGAUUGCGAUGAUGAAGAAGGAUAAGGCUGUCAUGGCAAGGUUCCUCAAAGCAUACAGACUCAUGCUGCACUUCUAUGGUAUUAAACUCAUAAAUGAAGAGACAGGAGAAGUGAAGAAGGAAGCAAAUUGGGAGGAGAGAUUUAAGAACCUGAAUUAUCACAGCCACAACAAUCUGCGGAUCACUCGGAUCCUGAAGUGUUUAGGGGAGAUGGGCUAUGAUCACUUCCAGGCCCCUCUGGUCAAGUUUUUCCUGGAGGAGACUUUAGUGCAAAACAGAUUACCCAAUGUAAAAAGGAGCGUAUUAGACUAUUUCAUGUUUGCCGUGAAGAACAAGUACGAGCGCAGGAAACUAGUGCACUUUGCCUGGGAGAACUACAAACAAAAUAAUCACCAAGAAAGGUUUAUCUGGGGGCCAGUGGAGAAGCUCAAACAUUUCCACCCCUGGGAAGAGAAUGAAGUAAACAAUAGCUCUGAGGGGCCACAAGAUGGUGUAGGAAAGAAUCUAGAUUCCAAGCCUUACAAAAACUAUGAUAAGGGAAAGCAGUCUCUCAGCGUCCAUGGUGGCAGAGUCAGAGAUGAAAAGGUUAUGGUGAGUCAAUGUGACUCCAAGAUGGAAAAUGUUACUGCUAGUGAGUUGAUCCCUAUGGAAGACAGAGGAGUCUUACCAGAGAACAGUCCAAAUCAUAACACAGAUACCAGACCUAACCAAAGCACUCCACUUUUUAAAGAUGUUAACUCCAUCAUGGGUCAAAAGGAAGACAACACUGAGGAGAAGAAUGAUGCAAAGAAAGAAGUUGAGUAUGAAAAUGCCAAAGAAGACUCCAGUAAAGUCCAUAAGGAAGAAGUCAUUAGGAAGAGCAAGCAAGACCAAGAAGGUGGGUUAGAGGUCAAUGGACCCUCCAGCCAAAACAUUGACAACAAGCGUAUCCAAGGAGAUCACCGGAAAAGAAAGAUGCCUGACAGUAGUACCGUAAACCUUACAGCUGACGACUCUACGGCUGCAGACUGCACCCAGUCAUAUCAUUGUGCCAGUCCAUGUCUAUCAGAAGAAGAGGGAGGUCAAGUAGAUGGUGUAGAAGACAAGGUGAAGAAGCUCAAGCUGAAAGAAAAGCGGAACGCAAAUGAUCAUCCUUAUGGAACAGAAGAGGACAACCCCCUCGAUGAUGCCAGUUCAGGAGAGAAGGGCGAGAAUCUUUCUUUUCCAAACAUAGAAUUUACCUUUAAAUGACCAUUCCCAGGAUCUUCACACAGACGAGUAGUGAGACGGGAUCUCUUAUAGGUUCUAGAUUAGAAUCAAUUCAGGGCUGGGUUGUGGGACAGAGGCGGGUGAGCCUCUGCUAGGGGUACAGCCGACAUUUUCUACCCCUAAUGUAGACCAGCAAUUGUCCAGGUUCGUGGAAGAUCUUCAGGUUCCGUAAUGUUAUCCAUAGUCCCGUCCCAUCCUGUCACCUGACAGGGGAAGUGCUAAGAGAGUCAGGCUCCUGUCCGUCUUCUCUGCCGCCUUAACAGCACAUCCCGACAGGACAGACGGCGGCAACAAAAAAGUUUUUUUUUUUUUUCCCCAGUAUGAUCCAUGUUUCUAGACUGAAGAGCUAGCAACUUUUAUGACCCGCUUGCUCCUCACUUUUCUGACAGCAGAGACAAUGUGGAAUCGUUUUAUUUCUCUAUCGGUGCUAGUAGGUAAUUUUGCAGUCUUUUUUCAGUGACUUGCUAAACAAUGAAACGUUUCAUUUUAUUGGGGGAAAAAACGAAUUUCUAGCUAGAUAUACAACACAUUCAGAAGGUUUUCAGACCUUUUCAUUUUUUUCACAUUUUAAUGUGUUUUUGGCAUGUAGAUUAAAAUAAUUUUUUUUCUACUUUCAUCAUUCAUGCAUUCUACAUGCAGUACCCCAUAAAGUGAAAACAGAUUGUUAGAAAUCCUUGCUAAUAACUGAAAAAGCAUUGACAUGAGUAUUCAAACACUUUUCUUUGCAGAUCCAGGUUGGAUGGGGACCAUUGGUGGAAGCCAUUUAUGGGUCUGUUCAAAGAUGUUCUUUUGGGUUUAAGUCCAGCGUUUUGGCUGGGCCACACAAGGACAUUCACAGAGUUGUCCAUAAACCACUCCUGUGUUGUCUUGGCUGUGUGCUUAGACACUGAUUUAGAUGGUAAAUCUUCAGCCCAUUCUGGAGGUCCAAAACACUGGCUCAUUUUUCAUUAAGAAAAUGACUGUACUUUGCUCAGCUUUCCUUCAAACCUGACCAGUCUCCUUGUCCCAGCCACUGAAAAACACCCCCGCAGCAUGAUGCUGUCACCACCAUGCUUCACUGCAGGGAUGGGUAUUAGGCAGGUGAUAAGCAGUGAUGGUUGACCUUCUGGAAGCUUUUCCCAUCUGCACACAGGAUCUUUGGAGCUCAGACAGAGAGACAAUUGGGUUCUCUUGGAAGAGUCCUGAUUGUUCCAAACCUCUAUCAUUAAAAAUUUAUGGAGGCCACUGAACUUUCAGUGCAGCAGAAAUGUAUUUGUCACCUUCUCCAGGUCUUUGGCUUCACACAGUCCUGUCUCUGAGCUCUGUAGGCAGUUGUUUCCCCUCAUGGCUUGGUUUUUUGCUCUGAUAUGCAUUGUCAGCUGUGAGACCUUAUAUAGACAGGGCUGCGUCUUUCCAAAUCCUGUCCAAUCACCUUAUUUUUCCACAGGUGAUUUUGAGGUGUAGAAAUAUCUCAGAGAGAAAUGGGAAGGAGCCUAUCACUUGUCAUCGUAAAGGGUAUAAAUACUUAUGUCCAUGCAAAAUUUAUCAAAAAUCAAAAGUAAUCAAAAAAAAUCUUAAAUUCUAUUUUAACAUUCGUACAAGGUCUCAACAUAACAAAACCUGAAAAAGUAAAAGGGUUUGAAGCUUUCUAAAUGCAUUGUAUAUAGUAUCGUGACAGCAGAUAACUUGUUUUUCUUGUUUUGCCAGUUUCCGUGGCGUGAACUCGAGCAGUCCACUGCUCGCUUGUCUGACGGCAGCCAUAGUGUGCUUUUUUGACCUAAAAUAAAAAAAAAAAAAUGUCAUGGUUAGAUUUUUGAUGUUUGUGGGAAAAGCUGCUGGGUGACAACCAAUAUGG
Messenger RNA from Hyla sarda, 3663 nucleotides. Its product is annotated as opioid growth factor receptor-like protein 1. The transcript is spliced from 7 exons. Gene Ontology annotation, molecular function: opioid growth factor receptor activity. Lineage: Eukaryota; Metazoa; Chordata; Amphibia; Anura; Hylidae. Bases 162 to 1811 code for a protein of 549 amino acids. The record is from RefSeq and is a predicted model, not a curated record. Gene Ontology annotation, cellular component: membrane.